Messenger RNA from Pyricularia oryzae 70-15, 3529 nucleotides. RefSeq names its product ATP-dependent RNA helicase DED1. Gene Ontology annotation, molecular function: RNA binding; RNA helicase activity; ATP binding. The transcript has 2 exons. Lineage: Eukaryota; Fungi; Ascomycota; Sordariomycetes; Magnaporthales; Pyriculariaceae. The record is from RefSeq and is a predicted model, not a curated record. Bases 367 to 2382 code for a protein of 671 amino acids. Gene Ontology annotation, cellular component: nucleus.
CUUGCGUCCUCCAUUUCUGUUUUUCCUUCAAGCGCAAGGAUUUUUUCAAUCCGAUCAUCUAAACCAUAAAAAUCCCCUCAUUUUCGUCGUCUUUCCCUUCACUCUCUUGGAGUUUUUUUUCUUCACAGGAGGGUUAUCAAAGGCGUCUUUCCUUCUAAUUGUUUGCGUUGCCGAACCUAAUAGACGAUACGAGAAGCACUCUGGAAGCUGCCACUUCCGCUCUGCCUCUCAUUUCCAUUUCAGUUUGCGGUUUACUAGUCGAACAAAUCUUCAUUUCUUGUCGAAAAUUCCUUGGGAACAACCCCCCAAACAAACGAACCGAAACGAUAUUCAAGUUCAUCUCGGCUGAUACACUAAACUGUAAUCAUGGCCGAUCAACUCAACAUGGCUGGGCUCAGCGUCGGUGGGGGCGGCCCCGGAAACGGACCUCGAUCUUACAUCCCGCCUCAUAUGAGAGGCAAGGUCGGUGGUCCUGGCAUGAACGGACCCCAGAACGGACCCCAGAACGGCGGCGGCCCCCCAGGCCACGAUGGACCCCCAUCUUCAGUUAACAACGGCUUGAACAACUCUGCUUGGGCUGGAAACCAGAACCACGAUGCUCGCGGCGGAAACUGGGGCAACCAGGGCGGCGGCCCCCCGCCUCGCAACAACAACUGGAACCGUCCCUCGUUCAACCCCAACGCUUAUGGCGGCGGCAACCAAGGCGGCGGCCAUGGCGGCGGUGGUGGUGGCGGCUAUGCUAGAGGCUCAGGAGACGGCCAGUGGCGUGAUGGCAAGCACAUUCCCGGUCCUGUAAACGCUCGCGUCGAGCGUGAGCUGUUCGGCACUCCCGACGACCCGUCGAAGCAGCACACCGGUAUCAACUUCGAGAAGUAUGAUGACAUCCCCGUCGAGGCUUCUGGUCACGAUGUGCCCGAGCCCGUCUACACCUUCAGCAACCCUCCUCUGGAUGACCAUCUUAUCAGCAACAUUGAGCUUGCCCGGUACAAGGUCCCCACUCCCGUCCAGAAGUACUCAGUUCCCAUCGUCAUGGGUGGCCGUGAUUUGAUGGCUUGUGCCCAGACUGGUUCCGGAAAGACUGGUGGUUUCUUGUUCCCUAUUCUCUCCCAGGCAUUCAAGACUGGCCCUUCGCCCAUCCCCGCAACAAACCAGGGACCUGGUGGUUACGGUCGGCAGCGCAAGGCUUACCCUACCUCUUUGAUCCUGGCGCCCACUCGUGAGCUUGUUUCUCAGAUCUACGAUGAGUCUCGCAAGUUUGCCUACAGGUCGUGGGUUCGCCCUUGCGUCGUGUACGGUGGUGCCGACAUUGGUAGCCAGCUCCGUCAGAUUGAGCGUGGUUGCGAUUUGCUCGUUGCCACUCCCGGUCGUCUUGUCGAUCUCAUCGAGCGUGGUCGCAUCUCGCUGUGCAACAUCAAGUACCUGGUUUUGGACGAGGCUGAUCGCAUGCUUGACAUGGGUUUCGAGCCUCAAAUUCGCCGCAUUGUUGAGGGCGAGGACAUGCCCAACGUGCAGGACCGCCAGACUCUCAUGUUUUCAGCCACCUUCCCUGGUUACAUCCAGCAGCUUGCCCGCGACUUCCUCAAGGACUACAUUUUCCUGUCGGUUGGACGUGUCGGUUCCACCUCCGAGAACAUCACUCAGCGCGUCAUGGAGGUCAAGCACCGUGAUGACAAGAUCUCCCACCUCUUGGAUCUGCUCAGCACCCACGGCGGCGGCCUCACCCUUAUCUUCGUUGAGACGAAGCGCAACGCUGAUGAGCUGUCGGACUUCUUGCAGAACCAGAACCUCCCUGCCACCUCUAUCCACGGAGACCGUACUCAGCGUGAGCGUGAGCGUGCUCUCGAGAUGUUCCGCACUGGCCGCUGCCCCAUUUUGGUGGCUACUGCCGUUGCUGCUCGUGGUCUCGAUAUUCCCAACGUUACCCACGUCAUCAACUAUGAUCUUCCCACCGAUAUUGAUGACUACGUCCACCGAAUUGGUCGUACCGGUCGUGCCGGCAACACCGGUAUUGCUACUGCUUUCUUCGACAUGAAGGAUAACAGCGGUGUUGCUCAGGAGCUGCUUAACAUCCUGAAGGAGGCCAAGCAGGACAUUCCUCCCUUCCUGGAGACUGCUGCCCGCAUGAAGUCGUACGGUGGCGGCCGUGGCCGUGGAGGUGGUGGCCGUGGCCGUGGCGGCGGCGGCAACCGUGACUUCCGCAAGUUCGGCGGCGGCGGCGGCGGCGGCUUCAACGGAGGCGGCGGUGGUGGCUUCAGCGGUGGUGGCUACGGCGGCGGCGGCGGUGGUUACGGCGGUGGUGGUGGUGGCUACGGCGGCGGCGGCUACGGCGGCGGCGGCGGUGGCAGCUACGGAAACCCCGGCGGCGGCCAGUCCUGGUGGUAAACCCUUGGAACUACCACUCUGGGGGCUGCACUGUAUCAACGGGGCCAGCUGGCAAUACCCCUUCACACCGUCCUUUUGUUUCCAUUUCCCCUUGCACAUUUUGCAUUUUCAACAUUUAUUUUUUCGGUUCGCGAUAACGGCCUCACCUCGACAAACGCUGCUUUUUGAGUCUUGCGGAGCCGUAACUCCGCGCAGGCUUUUGUUCUUCAAGCUACGACGAUAGAUCGCAUCUUUUUACUGCGCUACCCCUAAAUACCCAUAGACGACAGGGGAGUGUUGCGGCCACGAAAGCCGCAACCGGCGCUACAGGUGCGAUACAACAAUGUGGGAUAUUUGCUCCUGGGGAUGUUUGGCUCUAGCGUCGUUCCCCCUGGGUGCUUCCCCAUUAAUGACGGUCAUGUCUCUGCUUUUCUUACGUUCAAGAAGCACGCGUUUGUGUUCGAAUAGAGUCGCAUGUCGCAUGUCGCGAUUGUGCUUUCUUUUCUUUUUGCACAUUUUCAUAUCUUUUCUGCUUGUUUUGUGGCAUUUACAUCUUAGACAAAAGUGGAUUUCUCGGUUCUUUCUGGUCGCAGGCGUGUCGGGCGGCCUUUUACUUUCAGAGGCACACCAUAGAGGAGGCACGCUGAUAGACUGGCAUGAUUGUUUUCUUUUCCUUCUCUCUUCCGAGGCAUGGGUACCACGAGUCUGGCAGGACUACGUUGUACCAAUUGCGACUGUGUGCCGUGAUGCGGCGCAAGGAACGUUUUAAUGAUACCCAACCACCUUUUUGAUGAGCACAGCCCUUACUGGGGCGCAUGAGCUUAUGACACGAAGGAUUUAGGGUCUUCGGAUUUUGAAGGUCGCUGCAGUCUCGGAACUGGCAGUGUCCCUUGGGACAUGGGGGAAAAACUGGACAAAGGAAAAGAGAACUUUAAUUGUAAAGACCCAACGAGGGCCAGGCAUUUAUGCUUCAGGACAAUGAGCACACUGGAAGAAGAGGGAUUCUUCCUGGCGGAGGAAACGGGACAGGGCAACUAGGUUUUGUUAGAGCCUGUUUUGCUGUCCUUCAUCGUGCUCGGGCAUCACUGGAGGGAUGGAAGUCGGGGACCCAGAACUGAGGACUCCCACAAAAAAAAAUAACUCAAUUGAAACCUGUGAUUGCUUUAAA